UCAAGGAAAUUCUGAAAAGGCCAGCUCUACCUGGGAGGUACGACGGAGAGGCCAACCAAUGGGAACUUCCCGGGCAUGAUGUGCGACUUGAAUUAUGUUCCUAAGGGGCCAGGAACUCAGAAGGUCUUGCUCCGGGAGUUCUGGCACCAGGUCUUAGCGUGAGACCAGAGGUGGAACAAAAAAGCCCCGCCCAAAAGCUGAAAACUGACCAUGAAGCUCAGGGAAAAGGACCCAGCAGAUAACAUAGAAAGCAACUUGGCGAAAAAGAAAUUGGACUGGUCCUGCUCGCUGGUCGUGGCCUCUCUCGUGGGCGCCUUGGGCUCCUCCUUCCUCUAUGGAUACAACCUCUCCGUGGUGAACGCCCCGACUCCGUACAUCAAGGCCUUUUACAACGUGUCGUGGGAGAGAAGGCACGGACAUCCGAUAGACCCGGACACUCUGACUCUGCUCUGGUCUGUGACCGUGUCCAUAUUCGCCAUCGGUGGACUCGUGGGGACAUUCCUGGUGAAGUUGAUCGGAAAGGUUCUCGGGAGGAAAUACACUUUGCUGGUCAACAAUGGGUUUGCGAUUUCUGCCACGUUGCUGAUGGCCUGUUCUCCCCAGGCAGGAUCCUUUGAAAUGCUCAUCUUGGGCCGCUUCAUCAUGGGUGUGGAUGGAGGCAUCGCCCUCAGCGCACUCCCCAUGUACCUGAACGAGAUCUCGCCCAAGGAGAUCCGAGGCGCUCUGGGGCAGGUGACCGCCAUCUUCAUCUGCAUUGGCGUGUUCACGGGACAGCUGCUGGGCCUUCCUGAGCUGCUGGGAAAGGAGAGCACCUGGCCCUACCUGUUUGGAGUGGUUGCCGUCCCUGCCUUGGUCCAGCUGGUGAGCCUGCCCUUUCUCCCCGAGAGCCCACACUACUUGCUCUUUGAGAAGCACGACCAGGCGGGAGCUGAGAAAGCCUUCCAGACGUUCCUGGGCAAAGAGGACGUCUCCCGAGAGGUGGAGGAGGUCCUGGCAGAGAGCCGCAUGCAGGAGCACGUCCGCUUGGUGUCGGUGCUGGAGCUGUUCACGAGCCCCUUCGUCCGCUGGCAGGCCAUCACUGUGGUCAUCACCAUGGCCUGCUACCAGCUCUGCGGCCUCAAUGCGAUUUGGUUCUACACCAACAGUAUCUUUGGAAAAGCUGGAAUCCCUCCAGAAAAGAUCCCAUACGUCACCUUAAGCACAGGUGGCAUCGAGACCUUGGCUGCCAUCUUCUCUGGCUUGGUCAUCGAGCGCGUGGGACGGAGAGCCCUCCUCAUUGGCGGCUUUGGGCUGAUGACCGUCUUCUUUGGGACCCUCACCGUCACGCUGACACUGCAGGACCACGCGCCCUGGAUCCCUUACCUGAGUAUCGUGUGCAUUCUGGCCAUCAUCGCCGCCUUCUGCAGUGGGCCAGGCGGCAUCCCCUUCAUCCUGACUGGUGAGUUCUUCCAGCAAUCGCAGCAGCCAGCUGCCUACACCGUGGCGGGCACCGUCAACUGGCUCUCCAACUUUGCCGUCGGGCUCCUCUUCCCAUUCAUUCAGAAAAGUCUGGACACCUACUGUUUCCUGGUCUUUGCUGCAGUCUGCCUCGCAGGUGCUCUCUAUUUGUAUUUUGUCCUGCCCGAGACCAAAAACAGAACCCAUGCAGAAAUCAGCGAGGCAUUUGCCAAAAGGAACAAGAACAAGGAGAAAGUUGACUCAGCUGUAACUGAUGAUAAAACGAACAGAAGGCCUGAACCAGACUCCUCCUGCACACUGGAGAACUGUGUUAAAAACAGGAUUGUCUGAAUGGGUAACCUCACCAUUUUAGGAUAUGGAGGAGUCCCCUGCGAAUUUAACAUUAUUAAGUAUUUAAAAAUAAACCUUUGCUAAUCUAACAUCGCAACCAUUUGGGGUUUAUUCACAGUUGAAUCCCCAAACCCUUCUGGCAGCUGGAAAGAAUCAUCCUAUGUUUCAGUGGGCCCAGGAUUCUUCUGUGGAUCUCCACGGCCUGCCUUCUUCAUGACUUAGCCCGCGGUUUCAAAAUGAAAUUGGGAAAAAAAAAAAAAAUGAAAUUGGGGAAAUAGCAUUUGAAUGCCUUCUCAAAGGACAACAAUCUACUCUUGACAGAGGACUCAAUGGGCUGGAAAUCCAGAUGGAGUUUCCAGUCCUAGCUCUGCCAGAAAUAGCCUUGAGCUGCCCUCGACCUGGAUCCUGAAGUGUCCAAGGACCCUUGGCUUUGAUCCUGGAUGAAGGUUUUCAUAUCUCCUAGUAAAUGCCUGUUUCCAAUCUUUGGCUCUGCUUUGUGGAUCUCAGACUCAGGAGAGGCUGGUACCAACCCACCAUCCUCCAGGUUCUGUCUCUCUCAGGCUGUCUCAUGGGGCUCCAGAAACAUCUUCACCUCCGAGUAUCGGAUGUGCUCACGGAGGGCAUAAAGGGGAUCGAUGUGUAGAAGACCUAGAGAGGCAGAUGUAAGAAGUAACUCCCCAGAUGCUGAGGCAGGGACUGCAAACUGAACUCUGUUCAAUUGAAAAAAAACAAUGUUAAGAAUGAUUCUGAAGUUAAACCCAGGCUUGGAGGAAAAGAACAUUGUGAUUGAUUAGUGAUGCCUGCCACAGUUGUAGGAGUGAGAGAAUCACAUA
Molecule: messenger RNA, 2621 nt
Organism: Hippopotamus amphibius kiboko
Lineage: Eukaryota; Metazoa; Chordata; Mammalia; Artiodactyla; Hippopotamidae
Gene: SLC2A9
Product: solute carrier family 2 member 9
Exons: 13
Coding region: 211-1788 (525 amino acids)
Biological process (GO): monosaccharide transmembrane transport
Cellular component (GO): membrane
Molecular function (GO): hexose transmembrane transporter activity
Source: RefSeq, a predicted model, not a curated record